AUGAAGACCGUCUUAGCUCUGUCCGCUGUCAUCUCCGGCGCGUUCGCCGCUGCCGCCGUUUCUUCUAGCGCCUCUCCCUUCCAGCUAGUCAUCAGCGACGCUCAGUCCCGCGCCACCGAGCUCAAGGGCCGCGCCCUCAUCAGCCAGAGCGACGCCUUCAUCCUGGCUCCUGCGGGUGAACAUGGGAUUAACUUCACCGGUGGAGAUGGCUCUCUGGGCAUUCAGAACGGUGAUGUUGUCUACGUCGGCAGCGACGGCCAUGUCGACCUCAAGAGCACCAACGGCAUCGCCGCCGGAGGUCUGACCCAGGGCUUCACCACGGGCAGCGACAAUGCCCUUGAAUGGGCCCAGGGUCAGUUCUUCGCCUGUCCUCACGUGUCUCUGUACGCCGCAGGUCCUCCCACAUACAUGAUCUACGCCACCCGGUCCGGUGUCGCGCUUCCUACCGACUGCAUUGCGGUUGACCUUGCUAAGGUUGCUGUCUGA
Messenger RNA from Aspergillus aculeatus ATCC 16872, 486 nucleotides. RefSeq lists its product as uncharacterized. The record is from RefSeq and is a predicted model, not a curated record. The transcript has 2 exons. Lineage: Eukaryota; Fungi; Ascomycota; Eurotiomycetes; Eurotiales; Aspergillaceae. Bases 1 to 486 code for a protein of 161 amino acids.